GUCCUUCACUCCCUCUCAUUCUCAUGCUCCGGCUCGCUCUUGGUGAAGUCAUUUCCAUGAAGGUGGCACUCCCUGAACUUGGACCCUGAACUCUGUCAUAAAGAGGAAGAGAUUCUGUUUUAUAUAAACACACAGUUUGUGUGCACCACAGAAUACGCAUUUCUAUAUCAAGACUACUGAGCAGGGUUUCUACACAUAAACUGAAGUGUUUGCUUACAUACCACACCUCAUCCUCAGCUAUUUCUGAAGAGGGAGUCGUAAAGUUGCAUGAUAUCAAGCCUGAAGCCAAACAGCAGAUAAGUCAAAAUGGCAAAUAAAGGUCCAUCCUAUGGUCUGAGUCGCGAGGUGCAGAGUAAGAUUGACAAGAAGUACGAUCCAGAGCUGGAGGAGCGGCUGGUGGAGUGGAUAGUCGCUCAGUGUGGGGAUUCUGUAGGAAGACCUCAACCUGGAAAACAAGGCUUUCAGCAGUGGCUUAAGGAUGGAUGUGUUUUAUGUGAGCUGAUUAACAGUCUCCAUAAGGAUUCAAAGCCUGUGAAAAAGGUCCAGGUUUCUGGAAUGGCUUUUAAACAGAUGGAGCAGAUCUCUCAGUUCCUUGGUGCUGCUGAACGCUAUGGAGUCACCAAGUCUGACAUGUUUCAAACCGUUGACCUCUGGGAGGGUAAGGACCUUGCCGCUGUACAAAUGACGCUGAUGUCGUUGGGGAGUCUGGCUGUUACUAAGGGCGAUGGCUGUUACCGUGGUGACCCCAGUUGGUUUCACAAGAAAGCCCAGGAGAACAAGAGAGAGUUCUCUGAAGAUCAGCUGAAAGAGGGUCAGAGUGUAAUCGGCCUACAGAUGGGCACUAACAAAGGGGCAUCACAGGCAGGCAUGACUGGUUACGGUCGACCUCGACAGAUCUUAAACAACAAAUAAAGACCUGACAACCAGUGAUCUAUCUUUCUUGGUUCAUCAGCGGGAUGGACCAGAAGUAUAGUCUCACUUAAACCUUCAGCAAACCUCAGCUGGACAACAACAAUGAACAGAACACAACUUAAAGCAAAGUUUACAAACACAUUGUAUCAUUUCAACCUAAAACUGCUUUACGUCCUUGCUUCAGAAACCAACCAUUCCCCACACAUGACAUCCAAUACAUUCCACUAGAAUCAAGUCUGCCUUAAAUUCUAUUAGGGCGCAGACAGACAUACAUUCCAUUAUUCUAUUACAUACAUUCCAAAGAAAUGCAUUAUGCUGCACUCCAUGGGAACAAAAUGCAUGUAAAUGGAAUUCGGCCUUGCACAAUCAGUUGUUUGUCUUGUCUUUCUGUGGAUCUGAUUUGUAUGCUCUGCUCCAAAUUAGCUCUAUAUCCCUGAUCUAAAAAUCAACAUGAAUCUAGGGCCUUUCAUUGAUAUGUUAAUACAUUGUACAUGAGUCACUAAUAAUUGAUUUUGCUAAUAAAAUUCAGUUACAUUUUGAAA
Messenger RNA from Ctenopharyngodon idella (grass carp), 1454 nucleotides. It is a transcript of the gene tagln2, whose product is annotated as transgelin 2. The record is from RefSeq and is a predicted model, not a curated record. NCBI's taxonomy places the organism in Eukaryota, Metazoa, Chordata, Actinopteri, Cypriniformes, Xenocyprididae. The transcript is spliced from 6 exons. Gene Ontology annotation, molecular function: protein binding. The coding region runs from base 307 to 912 and encodes 201 amino acids.